This is a messenger RNA of Lachancea mirantina, 177 nucleotides long. Lineage: Eukaryota; Fungi; Ascomycota; Saccharomycetes; Saccharomycetales; Saccharomycetaceae. The record is from the annotation of a GenBank genome assembly.
AUGGUUCAACCAAAUCCUUACAUUUUGGGAAGAUUUUUGGACCCCUUAUUUGCCUUUGCAGUAGGGACGAUUAGUUAUUAUUCGUACGAACGAAAAGUCGGUAGAGAACCUGGUCAUACCCUCAACGAAUUGAUUUCAAAACGAUGGAAUAGAAUGAAUCAGAAGGCGGAUUCGUAG